Messenger RNA from Lutzomyia longipalpis, 3624 nucleotides. It is a transcript of the gene LBR, whose product is annotated as lamin-B receptor. The record is from RefSeq and is a predicted model, not a curated record. The transcript has 3 exons. Bases 140 to 2062 code for a protein of 640 amino acids. NCBI's taxonomy places the organism in Eukaryota, Metazoa, Arthropoda, Insecta, Diptera, Psychodidae. Gene Ontology annotation, biological process: sterol biosynthetic process. Gene Ontology annotation, cellular component: endoplasmic reticulum membrane; nuclear inner membrane. Gene Ontology annotation, molecular function: oxidoreductase activity, acting on the CH-CH group of donors, NAD or NADP as acceptor.
CACUAGAGGGCAGUACAAAUCGGCGUCAAAUUUUUUGUGAUUGUCAGUUUUGUGCAUUUUCAUCAGUUUUGCGUAUUUUUGUGGAUAUUUCUGCUUAAAAAGUGUUUUUAGAGGCUCAUUGAAAGUUUCAGCAGGAAGGAUGGAUAAAAAGCGUGUAACGCGAGGCUCAUCGGAUUCCCAUAGUAGAAAAGGCAGUUCGAAAUAUGUACCCGGGAAGCGUUCUCCAUCUCCGGAGAUAAUUAGAAAGUACCCACCUAGGAGAUCCCCCGGAGCGAAGCGUUCUCUAUCUCCGGCUAAAGGACGGAAAGCAUCGAAAUCUCCGCGACGUGAUGAGAAGAGGCGUUCGAAGGAGGACACCAAGAGGAAAUCUUCCCCGUCUGCUUCGCCAAAGGUGGGACGCAAGAAGGGGCAAGUUUCGCCAAAAUCAGCGGAAAAGCUGGAACUAAAGACAACGGGAUCCACUUCGUCCGUCUCAACUCAGUCUACGAGCAAAACACUCACUCUAUCCACGGGAGCCGAUUCUGAUCUCAAGGCAGCAAAGGUUCUAUCUGCAAGAAUGUCUCAGGAACCGCGAACGCUUACACCAGCAUCGGAAUUGUCCCACAGGAGUGUCAGUCGUUCUGUAAGUCAGAGUGUUGAACGCUUCUCACACGCUGAAUUCUCAGACAAUGAAAAUGACUAUGGCAAAGAUUCAAGCUAUGAUUUUGGGAAUGAUUUGGCAAAAUCUUACAUUCAGAGAGGCAAAAGUCUCUUGUUGGCUGAUAAACUCGUGGCUGCUGGCAAUAUUGGAGCUGCAAUUUAUCUCAUCCUUAUUCCUGGAUUAACUCUUGUUCUCACGUACCUGUGUCUCACACGAGGAUGCCCCGUGAAACUUCCCAAUUGGAAUCAAUUUCAAAAGUUGGACACUUACAUCAACUACGAACUAGCAGGAAUUUAUGUGUCCUUCACAAUUCUUGCGGCUACUUUGGGAUCUUUCCCACUGGGGAGAAUUGUCAACAUCUUCACGGAACGCGGAGAGAAUAUCUACUAUUUCAAUGGAUUGGCCACAGCAUUGAUUACAUUCAUUGCCAUAUGUACAGCGGAAUACUUCAAAUAUCCCAUUGUUGAAUUGAUCUACAAGAACCUCUUCCAGCUUUGCAUCCUUGCCAUUCUCAAUGCCUUUUCUCUGGCUUCCUGCCUCUAUCUCCGUGCCAAGAGAACACCUGAGUACUUGUGGAAUCCCCAGGGGAAGACUGGAAAGACUCUUGUGGACUUUUUCCUCGGCAGAGAAGUCACACCCCUCUGGUUUAAUCGCAUUGACAUCAAGCUUGUCCAAAAUCGCAUCUCAACCAUCUUAGCGCUCACCAUUGCUGGUAUUUUCUUCUACAAAAGUGUUCAUUUUCAACCGAAGAAGAAGCUCGUUGAAGGAGAAAUAACAUUUUUGGAGGAAGUUGUUUCGAUCGUUGAAACAAUUCGCUUCAAUGAAGCUGGUGCCCUUGCUUCAGGACUUCUGAUUCUCUACCUUCUGGAUGUGUUGCUACAUGAACAUCAUUUGACCAGUUCUUUCGAUUUACAAUACGAAGGAGUUGGAGGACUUUUGCUGACAAGAUAUGCCACCUUUCCAUUUUUGAUCUCUAUGCUGCCAAAGUUUAUCCUCGAACAGAGGAUUAUUAAUCCACCGAGAUGGAUUCUUGCCACUGUUGCAGUUCUCUUUCUCGCUGGUGUUAUCGUGAAGAGAAUCAGCAACAAAAUUAAAUAUGAAUACCGAUUGAAUCCUCUACAUGUAAAAUUUGAUGAAAUUGGAACAAUUCCAACCCACCAAAAUAAGCGUCUGAUCAUCUCUGGCUUCUGGGGUGUUGUACGUCAUCCAAACUACCUGGGAGAAAUUAUCUCGCUGCUCUCACUCUUGCCAUUGCUGUAUUUGAAAUUCUCCUGGAUCCCAGCCAUUUCAGUCGUCUACCUCAUCAUUUUCUUUUGCCAUCGCGCCAUUCGAGUGGAUGAUCGCAACAGGACACGCUACAUCUCCGCCUGGACACGCUACACUACACUCGUGCCCAAAAUGGUUGUGCCCAAAGUGUUUUAAAAGACGCAACACAAGCCAUAUGCAUCGCAUUGGUAAGUACAUUAAUUGAAAAUAAACAAAGGAACAUCUCCAGUUAAUUUUAAUUUUCGGGCAAAGUGAACGGAAAGUGAAUCUUUAGAAUGUAAUUUUAUUUUUGUCUUAAUUGUAAGUUUUCUCUUUAAAAAAAUAUAUAUCACUUUUAGAUUAGAUUUUAAUCAAAAAUAAUAUUUUAUAUAUAAUUCAAUUUGAAGUGAAUAAUUUUUAUAAAAUAGGUAACUAAUAUAAAAUAAUUUUUAAAAGAAAAUACAAAAAAAUACUUUUCAUUUUAGUAAGGUGUUGUAGGAAAAGGUAAACAGCUAAAACGAAAAGAAUCACAACAUGAAAAUGUAUUUUUUUGUUUUAAAUUUUACAGAAUAAUACUUUUAACACAAUUCACAAGUUUUUAAAUAAGGAAUUUAUUUAAUGAUGAAAGCAAAGGAAGAAAAACGAAACGGGGUGAAAAAUCGCAUAAAUCCGCGUAAAGAAGUUGAGUGCCAUGAAGAGUACAAAAUUUUUUUAAAUACAUUAAUUAAAUAUUAAACGAAAAGGAAAAAAAAGAAAAAAUCGAAUAAUUGAAUGACAAUUAACAAUUAAUUUUGUUCUCUUUAUAUUUUUUUCUCUCUAACACUAACAAUAUUUUUCAGUUUUUUUUAUUAACCCUUCAGUAAUUUUUAAUUUUACAGUCACGAGAUAUUUUUUUUUCUUAACAUAAAUUAAGUCUCUCGUGCUUCUCUUAAAAUUAAGAGAAAUUAAUUUGUUGGUUUUUUUGGCUAAAUUGGAUCGGGGUCGGAUUGGCGCUUUCAAUUUUAUUUCAAAAAUUAGACAAAUAAUAUUUUUUUCAAUAAGAAAACAUUUUCAAAUAUUUGAGGCUCAACAUGAAAAGCAGAAUUUUAAUUUUAGAGAAUAAAAACUCACUGAGAGAAUUAUUUUUAGCCAGUAAGGAUUUUGUGUACUUUGCAUUUUUUUUAUUUUUGAUCCGGCCUUGGCUUUAAAUGAUUUUUUUGUCACACGAAUAAUAGAAAGUAGUUUUUUUAAAUAAUGUAUAAAUAAGACAAUUUAGUGUAAUAUUUUUCUCAUAAAUAUCAUUUAAAAGGUGGAAGAGAUUAAACGCAAAAAAAAGAAAUGAUAAUUUAUUAAGAUAAGGAUUAAGGAAAGUUUUUAUUUAAGGAUGAAUUUACUUUGGAUGAAGCUUAGAAUGUAAGUUGCAAAUUAACUAGGGCAAUACUUAUAUUUUACAAAAGAAAAAAAAAUGAAACCACCUCCCUUUUAGUAAAGAAAUAACAGCGAUCGAUUUUUUAACGUAAUAGGAUAAUUUUUUUUAAAGAUUUCCUUUUGUGUGCUAUUAUUUUCUUGUAAAUAUCAAAACACAAGAAGGAUUCAAAGGCAAACGACCACCCAGUUAAAGGAUUUGAAAAAAAAGAGUGUGUUUUAGAUUUUAGAUAGUAAGAGAGUUUUCUUUUUAAUAUCCUUAAGAGUUCUCUACAAAAAUAAGGACUAGUUUCAAAAUUUCUUAUAAUUGUAAAUAUAAAAUGAUUUUCUGUCAA